Molecule: messenger RNA, 1918 nt
Organism: Rhizophagus irregularis DAOM 181602=DAOM 197198
Lineage: Eukaryota; Fungi; Glomeromycota; Glomeromycetes; Glomerales; Glomeraceae
Source: RefSeq, a predicted model, not a curated record
UGCAAUUUAUGUAAUAUGCAGUGUAUAAUAACAAAGUACAAAAAGAAUAAUAAAAUGAAUGAUACGAAUUGUAAAAUCGAUUUUAAAUGUCUGCUAAGUUGACUAAAAAAAAAAAAGAAGGAACCGAGAAGGUCGACGUAGCUGUUUGUCUAUCGGCGGAGAAGUAUAUUAUUCCACUGAGACUUGAGGAUAGUUUAACAAAAGUUCGUGAAGAACUUGUGAAAAUAAGUGAAAUUAAUAUGAAUGAAAAAUUAUUUGAUAAUGGUAUUGGUAUUAUACCAUUCAAAAUGGAAGAUACUUUCAAAUUAAAAGGAAUUGUUAGAAAAACGAAGUCAUACGAGUUAUUAUUAAAAGUAAACUUAUGGAAACAUUUGAACGAAACACUUAAAUUUAAAUUAGAUUAUGGAUUUAAAAUGACUUUAAAGAAGGCGAGCGAGAGAGCAUUUGCAAUGAGUGAUUGUAAUGUUUUUCCACUUGCCACAAGACAACUGACUGUUAAGAAUGAAAGUAAUGAUGAUCAAACGGCAGGAAAAGAAUUAUCUUUUAACUCGGAUCUUGAUACAGCUGGUAUACCAUUAUCAUUUGGAAUAUCAGGAAAUAAGAGCAGUGUAACUGGAACAAAUUCAUCUGAUGAGACCACUUAUUAUUAUAAAAAUCGUUUAGAAUUUAAAGAAUAUUUAGAGCCAACUGAAAACUUCCUUGCAGAAGUGAAGAAUGCCAUGAAUUUAAAUGAUCCUGAUCCUAGAAAAUUUAAAAAAAUUGUUGAAAGGUAUGGCCAAAUUAUUCCAACAGAGAUCAUUAUGGGUGGAAAAGAUUAUAAAAAGGAAUUUGGAACGUCAAAAGAUAAAUCUCAAGGUUUUAUGGCAAAUAUUAAAAUACCGUGUGUUGAAGGGAGAAUCUCUUCAAGUGAUUCAAAAAAAAGUUCAUCAUUACAUACAGAAGAAUCAGAACAAGACUGGGUAUGCAUAGAAUAUAACAAUUGUAUUAAUAUUUUUCAACUUUUAGUUGACUAUCUAAAACGCGAAGAUUUACGCGAAGAUAUAUGCAAAGUUUUAGACGAAGAUUUACGCAAAAAUUUACGCGAAAGAAUAUUUUCUAUUAUUGGGGAAAGAAUACUUCAUUCAGGUAUUGAAACGUGCAUUUGUACAUUCAAUGGAGGAGGUUCAUUCAUUGAAGAAUUUAAGACUAUACCAAAAAAGAUUUUAGAUAUGAUAAGUGAGGAAGCUGAUAUUAGUAUUUUUGCGGUAGUUUUUGAUACUAAAGAUAAAAAAAAGAGUUUUCUUAACGUUAAGUUUAAGGCGUUUUCAAAAGAUAAAGAUGACGAUUUUUUUAAUUGUCAAAUCAUUUGUCAUCAGGGUCAAAAGCCAAAAUAUGUUAUAUGUUGUAAUCAAAAAGAUUCCGAAUUAAGCGGAUGUGAUUUAAAAAUCAAAUAUAUGAUUGUUGGAAAAUAUACGAAUUUUAAUUCUAUUGAUUAUGACGAAUUGGAUUCCGAUAUUCAAUUAAAAGUCAUAAAGAAUGAUAUUAAUCAAAAAUUUAAUAAAAGUAUAUUACCGGGGGAUUCAUCAGAUCACUUUAUUGGAACUCCUGUUUUAAAAGAUUCAAAAGGUUUAAAAGGUUUAAAUCAAGGUUCUAUUGUCGGUCAUUAUUUUUAUACAGAACAAGAUAACGUUGGAGUAUUUACAUUUAAUUAUUGUCCGAGACAAAAAAAGUAUGUUGAUUUACCUACUUUUAGCUUUUAUACUCUUAAAAUUUCUAACAUUUAUGGUACAAGUAAUGGAUUUAAUUAUAAGUAUAAAUCUGAAAUUUAUAAGGAAAUUGAUCAUCCAAAAUAUUUUAGCCUAUACUCAAAAAAUAAUUUUCGUCCAAUUUUUUUUAAAUAUGCGAUCAACGAAAUUGGAUUAAAAAAAAUUAGCUGCAA